Messenger RNA from Mya arenaria, 3347 nucleotides. RefSeq names its product neurogenic locus notch homolog protein 1-like. The transcript is spliced from 13 exons. Lineage: Eukaryota; Metazoa; Mollusca; Bivalvia; Myida; Myidae. Bases 72 to 2132 code for a protein of 686 amino acids. Gene Ontology annotation, molecular function: protein binding. The record is from RefSeq and is a predicted model, not a curated record.
AUACUAGAUUCAAUUUGAAGUUCAUAUAAAGGGUUAUGUCACUGUAGCGCGCGGUUGUGAUAUUUUCGAUAAUGUCGUCUGCUGCGGGAAUUGCGUUUCUGCUGUUGGCAACGUUAGCGGUGUCGCCUGCGACGGGGCAGUGGUGGUGGCAGGGACUGAUAUGGAGCGAACAGCAGCCAGAGAGCUGUCCGUCCGUCAACAACGAAACGCACGUGUGUCGUUCCCUCCAUUCCGGAAAUUUCACGUGCGUCACGAUCGCUUGUUGUUCGUACUUCGAAGAUCACGAAGAUUCAGUAGAAUAUGAUGGUAAAUUUGAUGACUCGGAUGAAAAUGAUGAUGAGUACAACAUCUACUACGCAGGAAGCACGGACAAUUGCCCGGUUUGUUACACCGCGAAGAACUGUUCACUGUACCGCUGUUUCGACUUCUGCUGCUCUGGUUUUACACGGGACAUGUUCGGGCGAUGCAACAACGGAAGUGGCGAGGUGCAGUGUGAAAAUGGCGGCUCUCUGGCGCAUUACCACCACCACCACCACCACCAACCCUACUGUAACUGUCCGGAGGGGUUUAGCGGCAUCGCAUGCGAAAUACCGGAGUGCGAAUGUGAGAAUGGAGGGGAAUGCCGUGCGGCGCACGGACAGACGUACUGCGAUUGUCCUUUAGGGUUCAGCGGCUCCAAGUGCGAGAUUGCGGAAUGCAGCCAACUUGCCUGCCGAAAUGGGGGGUCAUGCAUCCGGAACGGUACCCAAGAGUACUGCAAUUGUCCGCCGGAUUACGUCGGCACCCAUUGUGAAAAAAGCUUCUACCAGCCGGCAGAGUGUCCGAAACCCAACAGCUUUGAUGGCGUGUGCGGGGAGCAGUGUACCGAAAGCAAUGACUGUAUCAGCGGCAAUGUUUGCUGUCGCGAAGGGUGCGCCACUGUCUGUCGCCGGACCGCCGCCAACCACUGCACCGUCGAGAAUGGACGAACACUGCAGAUUGGGGAUAUACAUCGUCCGGAUUCAUGCACGACAUGUGAAUGUAUGGCUGACGGGGAGGUAGCGUGUUCGGCUAUGACUUGUAAAGCUCCUAAAUGUGAUAACUUCGUCGAUAAACCAGACCAGUGCUGCCCCGUCUGUGAAGGUACGCAGACGGAUCGGGAGCCUAUAAUAAGGUGUCCGUCAGACACGAUAAAGGUUAACGUCAACGCCGGAAGUAUGUGGGCCACCAUUAAUGACAGGGUUUCUGGCAUCCAUGCCAUGGACGGUCAAGGCGUUCGACUGCAGGUGACCUAUCACCCGUCCUUAAUUCCACAUUGUGAAUGUAAGGAACGCUGGAGUAAGACCGCCAGUGUUCAAGCAAGCGCAAUUGACAAAUAUGGUCAAGCGGUAUCCUGUGAAUUCAAAGUUGCUGUGGAAGACACCCAGCCACCAGUGUUCUAUAACUGCCCUGGCGACAUCUUCAUAUUUGAAGACGAAAUACCCCAGUGGGAGGAGCCAAGGUUUUCCGACAAUGUGGGCGUGGCUGAAAAGAGCUGUUCCGACAGGCAAAAGACUUACCGCCCGGGGAACUAUCCUCAGAUAUACAGGGUUUUCGAUUUCGACAGAAACGUGGCUGAAUGCAGAUUUACCAUCCACGUAGAAUCCAGAGAAUCGACAUUCGAGAGUCUACCACAGGGCCUACGUGAACGCUCAACCGGGGCUCCCCGCGCCAAUCUUCCCGUCAUACUGGGUUCCAUCCUUGGCGGUCUCUUCUUGCUCGCCGUUAUAUCGGUCCUUGUCUUCUGUUGCUGCCGUCGUCGCCAGCAUAAGGCUAGAGAGCAAUCACACAAUCAUCACGGUCACCAUGGCAUCGACAACAACAUCUACCACGUGCCUGCUGACGUAAAACUCCCACCCUAUAGCGAGAAGGCGCCAAGUGUCGGCCAGCCGCCGGCGUAUAGCACCUUUGGAUCCAUGAAGGGCAUGGAGUAUAUGUACCACGGAAAUGCAAGAUUCGAUAACCCUGGGUACUCCAGGGCGCCGUCUAGAGCACCGACUGGAGCGCCGUCCGUCGUCAGUGAUGGACGAGCGUCAGUUCACAGCCAGCGGCGGGCGGAUACAGCCUCUGUUCGCUCAGGGUGCACGGAUCACACUUAUGCAACUCUGAAUUAAAUCGGACAAUGUGUGUUCAGUUUGGCGCGCCGUUCCUUUUUGUGGAAAUGAGCAUGUGUUGAGAUAGGCUAUCCCUGUCCCCUCUAUACCGUCAAAUGCUCGUGUUUUUUUACUAAUAACGCAAUUCUGUGUUGUUUCUGUGUUGUCGGCUUAUUGUUAAUACAUUAUGUAUUUUUUUAUUCUCAUCCCACAAAUUGUGGCCAUGAUUGAAAUUUCAAUGUAUCAGGCACUAAAUAUGUGUUUCACUACAAGAUGUGAACUUCUUUUGUUUUUCUUAUACACCGCGAAGUAGCUUUAAUCAAUGCACUUUUAUAGGAAACAAAAAUAAGCAGAGUUUAUUUUGCGAUUGAUAUUAAUUGUAAUGUUAGAUUAAUCAUUGCGUGACUCUAAAUGCAUUCAAAUAUCACUGUUUUCGUGUUUGCUUCGAAUUGUAUGUAAACAGAUAGUAUAUAUCUUCUGAUACUGUAUAUGCCGAUUUUCUGUCAUAUAUCGAAGAUGAGAUUUCUGUUAUCAGUGAUUUUUUGGUGCAGUUUACUGCCUUCUAAAGGUUGUUUCCCCUUGCGAAAAAAAUGUCCAUUUUGCCCAUCAAAUUUUGUUUUUCCAAUUUGAUAAAUGCAGACCAUGAUAAUAAAUAAAAAAGCAAUGAAUUUCUUGAAAAAUAAACACAAUCUUAACAAGACUAAUUCUUUCACAGCAUAAUGUAUGCAUACAAAAGUGAAAACAUGUAUACUUGCCAUUAUAUUAACUAUUUUGGCAUAAUUUGGUAUUAUUCCCAAAGUCUACUGUUUUCCCAAUUUGCAGUAAAAUUAAUUCAAAAAAUAUCACUGGUUAUAUAAUGCCUAUUAUUUUAUCCCUAUAUAAUGUUAAUUUGUGAUUUACUUUUGUGUUUGUCUUACCGCUUGUAUAUUGCUUAAUGUACACAGUUUUCAUAUACCUGAAAAAUAUUGAUUGUUUUUUUGGAAAGAAAAAUAAUUGGAUUAUUUUCUCUGAAUUCAUAAUCUUUUUGUCUACGAUUUUUUCUCGACCGCAGCCAUAUUCUGUGAAUAAAGAGGUGAAUUGUUUGUUGAUAUCUGGAAAACACAUUUUUUAGGGCAUUUGGCAAUAUUCAAGUUGAGUUAUUUAUGAUAUGAGCUUGUUAAAAGUCUAAGAGCUGGCCUCUUUUAGAUGUAAUUUAAAACUUUUGUUGCAAUCUAAAAAGAAAGAUCAUCAUAUUUA